Nothobranchius furzeri (turquoise killifish) is the source of this 1441-nucleotide messenger RNA. It is a transcript of the gene tnnt2b, whose product is annotated as troponin T type 2b (cardiac). Gene Ontology annotation, biological process: sarcomere organization; regulation of muscle contraction; cardiac muscle contraction. Gene Ontology annotation, molecular function: troponin C binding; tropomyosin binding; troponin I binding. The record is from RefSeq and is a predicted model, not a curated record. Gene Ontology annotation, cellular component: troponin complex. Lineage: Eukaryota; Metazoa; Chordata; Actinopteri; Cyprinodontiformes; Nothobranchiidae.
AAGGCAGUUUAUAGAGGCAGUAGAGACUCACUAAAAGAUGCUAAUUUGAGUUUUGCAUAUUAGGUCCCCUUUGAAGUUAACAGUGCCGUUCCUAACAAGUCCAAGCAAAACAUUAGUUUACAAACAUAAACUCAGAUUUUUGGUAGAAAUUAUUGCAUUUUUCAGUCUUUGCAAUAUUUUUUUAAUGUUCACAUUAAUCUUUUUUGCGACGUGCGUCGAGAAGACUCACUUUAUCUCUGAUAACAAUCUAGAGAUUUGUUGUUUGAAUUUUUGAACAUAAUUUGUCUCCCGUUAGUCAGCGCGGACGACGACCGCUGGUCACGCCUGAUGAAUUACUUUCUUUUUCUGCCUGUGGCACUCUGAUUUGUUGUUGUUGACAGUCGCUGCCAUCUGUAAAAUAUUUAGCAACAGCUGACCAACCCGUCUGUUUUGGGUGUAACUCAGCAUUCUGCAUUUGCUCAAAGACUUUUUUUGUUCAUUCACCUUUCAGCAAACACAGAGGAAAAUGAAGAAGAAGACACAAAGCCCAAGUUAAAGCCUGGUUUUGUUCCUGGCUUGGCUCCUCCUAAGAUCCCAGAUGGAGAAAAGGUUGACUUUGAUGACAUUCACAGGAAACGUAUGGAAAAGGAUCUGACUGAGCUCCAGACUCUGAUUGAAGUUCACUUUGAAAACCGUAAGAAGGAGGAAGACGAGCUCAUCCUCCUCACAGAUCGCAUUGAGAAACGCCGUUCUGAGAGGGCUGAGCAGAUGAAGAUCAGAGCUGAGAGGGAACGAGAACGGCAGGCCAAACUUGCUGAAGAAAAGGCCAGAAAAGAGGAUGAAGAGGCAAAGAAGAAAGCAGAUGAAGAUGCAAGGAAGAAGAUGAUUCUAUCCAACCUGAGUUUCACUGGAUACAAGCAGGCACAACCUGGGACAAAAAGACAAACGGAAAGAGAAAAGAAGAGGAAGAUCCUAAACGAUCGUCGUAAGGAGCUAAACAUUGAUCACCUGAAGGAGGAAAAACUCAGAGAAAAGGCAAAGGAACUGUGGGAUUGGCUGCGCCAGCUUGAAGGAGAGAAAUUUGACCUUCAGGACCAGCACACAAGGCAGAAGUAUGAGAUCACAGUGCUGAGAAAUCGAGUUUCUGAUCAUCAGAAAGUCUCAAAGGGCAGCAGGAGCAAACGAGGCCUGAGGAAGUAACACCUGACAUCUGCUGCGUGGGAAACAUCAGGCAUCGACUAUUUGAUCAUGUUUUCUACUUAAGUGCAAAUUUGAAGAAUUAAAAAAGUAAAUCUUGCAUGCUGUAAUAGUGGUGAGACUAGAUAAAGUUUACAGUUGUAUGGCAAUCCAGUGUGGCACAAUUUGUAUGACAGACUGUAAAAUUAAACACAAAUCAGGCUACUCAUUUUGCUUUUGUACAUGUUUUGUGGUUGCUGUAAAGUUAAACAAGUAUUCAAAAACA